CCUGCACAAGGCAGAGGGCUUGGCCGUGGCAUCUCACACUCGUUAAUAGUGGUCUUCAGGAGCAGGUGAUAAUGUCUUCCCCGUGCAUGUCCUCUCACAAUUUCAUUCCUUGAGACCCAGCUUUUCGGCCAGGAAGACGACUCAAUCCACCGGCAUCUGAGGAUAAUGAAUCUAUAGGAACCCAUCGCAUCUCAUCCUACAACCGACCCGACCCACCCAGACGCCGCCCAGGAAUCCAAACACCACUCCAGCAGAGCCCGAGACGUGUCUGUCAGCCUGUCACUCAUCAUCACCCCGCCCUCCCAGCUCCCCGUACAGAGAGACCCUCCGGACCUUUUAUCCAAUGCCCAAAAGCAGCAAGGCGGUCGCUCUUGACGAUGAUGUCACCGAGUCCGCCAGGGACCUGCUCUCCAACGAGGAGCCCAGCGAGGACGCCUUCAAGAAGAGCACCCUGAUCGUACCCCGGGAGGGGGCCCGCAAGGACCGCGACGCCGAGGGGGGUCCCGCCUCAGGUGGGGAGGAUGGCGAUGAGGAGGAGGAGGAGGAGGAGGAGGAGGAGCGGCCCGCCUGGAACAGCAAGCUGCAGUAUAUCCUGGCCCAGGUCGGCUUCUCCGUGGGGCUGGGGAACGUGUGGCGGUUCCCCUACCUCUGCCAGAAGAACGGAGGAGGAGCCUACCUGGUUCCCUACCUCAUCCUGCUGAUCCUGAUUGGGAUCCCGCUCUUCUUCCUGGAGCUGGCGGUGGGCCAGCGCAUCCGGAGGGGCAGCAUCGGGGUCUGGAACUACAUCAGCCCCCGCCUGGGGGGCAUCGGCUUCGCCAGCUGUCUGGUGUGCUUCUUCGUGGCGCUCUACUACAACGUGAUCAUCAGCUGGAGCCUCUUCUACUUCUCCCAGUCCUUCCAGCAGCCCCUGCCCUGGCACGAGUGUCCCCUCAUCAAGGAGCAGAACAGCACCUAUGUGGUGCCGGAGUGCGAGAAGAGUUCCGCCACCACGUACUACUGGUACCGCGAGGCCUUGGACAUCUCCGACUCCAUCUCGGAGGGCGCCAAGCUCAACUGGAGGAUGACCGUGUGUCUGCUGGCGGCCUGGACCAUGGUGUGCCUAGCCAUGAUCAAGGGGAUCCAGUCCUCUGGGAAGGUGAUGUACUUCAGCUCGCUGUUCCCCUACGUGGUGCUGAUCUGCUUCCUGGUCCGGGCCUUGCUGCUCAAGGGUUCCUGGGACGGAAUCCGUCACAUGUUCACCCCCAAGCUGGAAAUCAUGCUGGAGGCCAAGGUGUGGCGUGAGGCGGCCACCCAGGUGUUCUUCGCGCUGGGCCUGGGUUUCGGCGGGGUCAUCGCCUUCUCCAGCUACAACAAGCGGGACAACAACUGCCACUUUGACGCGGUGAUGGUGUCCUUCAUAAACUUCUUCACCUCGGUGCUCGCCACCCUGGUGGUGUUCGCCGUGCUCGGCUUCAAGGCCAACAUCAUGAGCGCCAAGUGUGUGACUGUGAACACCAAGAGGAUCGUGGCGUUGCUAGGCAACCAGCUGAGCCGCAACCUCAUCCCGGCCCACAUCAACCUGACGGAGGUCAGCGCCGAGGACUACCAGAAGCUGACGGACAUCAUCAGGGGGGAGAAGGGGGCGGACUACCCCAGCCUGGGCCUGGAAACCUGCAGCAUCGAGGAGGAGCUGAACAAGGCCGUGCAGGGCACCGGUCUGGCCUUCAUCGCCUUCACGGAGGCCAUGACGCACUUCCCGGCCUCCCCGUUCUGGUCGGUGAUGUUCUUCCUCAUGCUGAUCAACCUGGGCCUGGGCAGCAUGUUCGGCACCAUCGAGGGCAUCCUCACCCCGCUGAUCGACACCUUCAAAGUGCGCAAGGAGUUCCUCACAGUGGGGUGCUGCCUGCUGGCCUUCCUCAUCGGGCUGCUGUUCGUCCAGCGCUCGGGGAACUACUACGUGGCCAUGUUCGACGACUACUCGGCCACCCUGCCGCUGCUCAUCGUGGUCAUCCUGGAGAACGUGGCCGUGGCCUGGGUCUACGGCGUGGACAAGUUCUUUGAAGACCUGAAGGACAUGCUGGGCUUCACGCCCUUCCGCUUCUACUACUACAUGUGGAAGUACGUCACGCCCAUCCUGCUGCUGGUGCUGCUGGGCUCCAGCCUCAUCCAGCUGUGCAUGACCCCCCCCAGCUACAACGCCUGGAUCCAGGAGCUGGCCAUGGAGAAGCUGGUGGAGUUCCCUCCGUGGGGCGUGUUCGUCUGCAUCUCCCUGGUGGUGACGGCCGUGCUGCCCGUUCCCGUCGUCUUCUUCCUGCGCUACUUCAACGUCAUCGACGACAGCAUGGGUGGCGUGGGGGCCGUCUCCUACAAGAAGGGCCGCAUCAUCAAGGAGGUGUCCCGGGCCGACGAGGACGACGACGCCAGCCUGAUCCACGGCCGCUCGCCCAGCGAGGCGCCCUCGCCCAUGCCCGGGAAUAGCAUCUACCGCAAGCCCGCCGGGACCGGGGGCCCGGACUCUGACACCGCCCCCAACGGCCGUUACGGCAUCGGAUACCUGAUGGCGGACAUGCCCGACAUGCCCGAGUCCGACCUCUGAAGGCCGGACCCCUGAGGGUCUAGAGUUCUGAAGGUCAUGACCCCUGAAGGACUGGGCCUUUGGAGGUCUUGACCCCUGGGGGCCCAGACCUCUGAAGGUCCAGACCCCUGGAGGUCCAGACCCCUGGAGGUCCAGCCCCCUGGAGGUCCAGACCCCUGGAGGUCCAGACCCCCCAGCCUAACCACCCCCCUCUCGCGUGCAUUUAGCAGUCCAACCUCCCCUAUACAUAUUAUAUAUAUUUUUAACUUGUGCUGUAUAUUCUUUGUAGAUAUGGUAGCUGCUCUCAGUCUUCCUUUGGUCUGGGACACUUUGCGACGGUUCCAUCUUAUUAAUGGUAUGUCCUCAAUGUUUUUAUUUGUUGUUCCUCAUAACUUGGAUGUGUUCCUCGACCCAGCCCAUAUCUCCCUCCUUGGACCCCCCACACUAGAUUAGGGCUGAACGAUUUGGGGAAAUAAUCUAUUUGCAAAAAAAAAAUAAUCGAUUGCAAUAUUGGUCAAAAUAAUCGCAACAUCAGUUAAUACACACAUUGACACACCGACAGCAGAGUCAACCAUGCAAGGCGACAGCCAGCUCAUCAGGAGAAGUUAGCAACCUUUCGGUUUCAAAACAACGGCUCCACCUCCUGAGCUAAGCCGACCUACCUUCCUAAUGUCGUGUAUUAUUCACAAAAAAAUAAAUAAAUCAUUCUUUAGUAUGACCAACACAACAUUGGAAGCAGUCAAGAUAUAAACUGCUCUUUCCUUUAGGCCAGGCCGAUGUGUUGAGAUUAAUUUAUAUUAUUAACUUCUUUAUUUAACCAUUGAAUUGUAAAAUAAAGAAAUGAAUCGUGCUGAUUUCCAGUCAGUAACGUAACAAAUCACUCUUUUUAUCACAUCCUUUGCGAUUUGCCUACCGCGUUCUAUUACAUCGCGAUUUCGAUUUGAAUUUGAUUAAUCGUUCAGCCCUACCCUAGACCUCCCUCCGGAACUAGGUCCGGACCCCAGGUCCACCCCCCCAGUCCUCCUCCCCUCCCAGACCCCCCCGGUCGGGUAGAUGUUAGCAAUAAGGUGAACGAAUGGCAGACCUACUUCCUGCCACCUAGUGGUCUGAAGAAGAGGGCCUCUGUAGAGAAGGCCAGGACCCGGGGCGGUUUGGUCCCGGGACCCGCCGCCGGGUUCAGUUGUAAAUACGGUGGUGUACAUAAGUGACCCGGACUGGCCCACAUGUACCGGGUAUAGAAGCACUGGAGCACCCUGGGCCGGCUCCGAUUGGCUACGAUGAAAUCGACCAAUAGACGGCCGGCAGGAUGGCGAUUGGGCUACAUGGAUCGACUCGUUGAGGUCACUUAAGAGUAGCUAGUGUAGGACCCCCGAAGGCGUGGUCCGGUCUAGGAAAGGGUCCUGUCUACGCGAGGGUCCGGCCUGCGUAGCAAGCGGCUCUCAGACCCCAGGGUUUGGACCUGAACCAAGGGUUUAGACCCAAGGGUUUGGACCUGAACCAAGGGUUUAGACCCAAGGGCUUGGACCUGAACCUCGGGUUCAGACCUGAACCCAGGGUUUAGACCCAAGGGCUUGGACCUGAACCCCGGGUUCAGACCUGAACCCAGGGUUUAGACCCAAGGGCUUGGACCUGAACCCCGGGUUCAGACCUGAACCCAGGGUUUAGACCCAAGGGCUUAGACCUGAACCCCGGGUUCAGACCUGAACCCAGGGUUUAGACCCAAGGGCUUGGACCUGAACCCCGGGUUCAGACCUGAACCCAGGGUUUAGACCCAAGGGCUUGGACCUGAACCCCGGGUUCAGACCUGAACCCAGGGUUUAGACCCAAGGGCUUAGACCUGAACCCCGGGUUCAGACCUGAACCCAGGGUUUAGACCCAAGGGCUUAGACCUGAACCAAGGGUUUAGACCUGAACCCAGGGUUUAGACCCAAGGGCUUAGACCUGAACCAAGGGUUUAGACCUGAACCCAGGGUUUAGACCCAAGGAAUUAGACCUGAACCAAGGGUUUCGAGCCAAGGGCUUUGACCUGAACCCCGGGUUUAAACCUGAACCCAGGGUUUAGAUCUGAACCCCAAGGCUUAGACCCCAGGGUUUAGACCUGAAUCCAGGGUUUAGACCCCAGGGCUUAGACCUGAACCCCGGGUUAAGACCUGAACCCAGGGUUUAGACCAAAGGGCUUAGAACUGAACCCCAGGUUUAGACCUGAAUCCAGGGUUUAGAUCCCAGGGCUUAGACCUGAACCCCAGGUUAAGACCUGAACCCAGGGUAUAGACCUGAACCCAGGGUUUAGACCCCAGGGUUUAGACCUGAACCCCAGGGUUAGGACCCCAGGGUUUAGACCUGAACCCCAGGGUUUAGACCUGAAGAUCAAGAUCUAGAAACACAAAUGUUGAACGUGUUGAAAACCGAUUCAGUCAUUAUUCAAAGAAGAAAAAAAACUCAACAAAUCUGUGCCUAAAUGAUUUAUAUUUGUUUAUAGAAUACACGGUGGUUGUAUAUUUAAGGUAUUCUGUAAAUAUAAUAUAUAAAUAUUAUAAAUAUAUUUAUCUGGAUAAUUUGGUUAUCAGGACAGUGUUUCCAUGGCUCAGACGUGCUGGGGAUGUUAAUGCCGGUUUUCUUUUGUAUUGUGUACUAAUAUGCUGUCAUGUAUCGAGUCCUCGAACUGUAUAUACUUUUUCCAUCAAAUGGCUUAAAAUGCAAUGCCGCGCCCACCCC
Gadus morhua (Atlantic cod) is the source of this 5269-nucleotide messenger RNA. It is a transcript of the gene slc6a15, whose product is annotated as solute carrier family 6 member 15. Lineage: Eukaryota; Metazoa; Chordata; Actinopteri; Gadiformes; Gadidae. The transcript is spliced from 12 exons. Gene Ontology annotation, biological process: sodium ion transmembrane transport; L-leucine transport. Gene Ontology annotation, cellular component: plasma membrane. Bases 344 to 2575 code for a protein of 743 amino acids. Gene Ontology annotation, molecular function: proline:sodium symporter activity. The record is from RefSeq and is a predicted model, not a curated record.